This is a messenger RNA of Branchiostoma belcheri (Belcher's lancelet), 5615 nucleotides long. Its product is annotated as NLR family CARD domain-containing protein 4-like. The record is from RefSeq and is a predicted model, not a curated record. Gene Ontology annotation, molecular function: protein binding. Lineage: Eukaryota; Metazoa; Chordata; Leptocardii; Amphioxiformes; Branchiostomatidae. The transcript has 3 exons. Bases 370 to 3861 code for a protein of 1163 amino acids.
CUUGGACAAGAAGGGGGAGUCCAUUUGAAGUAAAAAGCGCCAGCCCGUCAUCACCGUCCGUCACCGUCACCCAUUGGUUGAAUGGCGAUCGCUGCCGUGACGUUUGCGGGUGUUUCUUUCUUUGUGAGCGCAGCCCGGGUCUUGGUGGCCUGCUCUGGUACCGGCGGGUACCGGUGGUGUCCUGAUGACUGUGACCGGACGGUGUACACUCAUACCGCCCUGCCCGACCUCCAGUUUGUCCCCGUCACUUCCGCCGCACACCUCGGAGAGACCUGACAGCGUAACAAUGUUGAGAUCGUCUGGUGGUGGAUUUUAAGGUGCAGAGAAUGGCAGAGACACAGAGACUGAAAUCCCACUUCCAAUAUAACAAUGAGAAGGCAGUUGCCUAUAGGAAUAGGACAAUCACGAGAGACUUUACAGAAGAGGAGGAAAAGCCUAGAUAGCAGGACCUGUCCUGUAGAGCCCAGUGGGCAGAGUAGAACUGUCAUCAUGGAGGAGUCCCCGUGCCUACAACAGACUAGUGACAAAUGUCACCCAGUGCUGCUCUCCCCAAGUCUGAAAAUAGAGGCUGAGGUGUCUUCAGAUAGUGGAGCUGAAGUACAUUCUGAUGAACAGGAGGAAGGAGGCCAGUGUCUCAGUCCCAAGUCACUUGCAUCACAUUCAAGUUACGCUAGCCUCGCAAGUAUAAGUCCAAUGCCAAGUGGAGUUGAUCUUAAAAGUCUACUGGAUGAUUCAUUUCCCCAUUCCCCUAAUGCAAGUCUUGGCCAGGAAUUCAUUGAGCACACAGACAGUAGUUCAAAGCCUCCUAGGAGGGCAAUAGACAUUCUGAUUGGAGGGGAACGAUUUGUCUUGGGGCAGAGUAGUGCCGACACAAGUCCCCACAGUCCCUUCAGAACCUAUGCAGAUAAAGGGGACGUGCCCUCUGCAACCUUAGACACUUCCAUCCAUGACUUGAGGGAUGAGCUAGCCAAACUUUACAUUAAGAACAUGCAGCAAAUAACACCUUUGCCAUGGAAUAACAAGUUUUUGGUCGAUGUGCGUGACGUCAGUCUGCAUUAUGAAGUCCUGCAGGAAGGAAAAAGGCCAGGAGACAUGCACAGAGUUCGCCUCAAGAGAUUUGAAGACGUGUUUGAGUCUAAGGGACUGCCGGGACCAAGACGGAUUUUCUUCCAGUGCAUCCCGGGGGUCAGAAAGGCCACUCUGCUCAACAAGGUCCCCGUAGAGUGGAGCCGAGGCAGAUGGAUGUUUCUAGUAGAGCGUUUUCAGUUGCUCUUCAGCAUAAAUCUACUAGAUGUGUCUGCUGAAGAUACCCUGUGGGAUACCCUGAGAAGCCAGUUCCCACAGCCGCUGGCUUCUGCUUCUAUUGACAGUGUGAAGGCCUUCCUGCUGGACGAGGAAACACAGUGGUCCACGCUGUUCCUCAUCGACGGCUAUGACGAACGAGCUGACAUCAACGGUGACAUCAGGAAGCUGAUCCAGGGCAGGCUCUUCCCAGACAGUUGUGUGAUCGUCUUCGCUCGCCCCGUGCACUAUCCAGACCUGAUGCAGUGGAUGGACACAAGAGUGGAAAUAUCAGGAUUCUCCAUUCGCAGUGCGUACAGGCUGCUCCAUAACUACUUUCCUGACAACCCCCACAAAGCCGCAGGACUGAUAGCAGCUCUAAAGCAGUACGAGAAUGUGACUGCAGUGGACGUGAAGCGGACCUCCCUGCACAUUUGGCUUUUGUGUGUGCUGUGGGACGACAACCCAAAGAAGCCAUUUCCAGAGACGAUGACUCGGCUGUAUAGUGAAUUCCUGUCCUGUGUCAUCCGUCAUCACAAGGAGCUGACAAGGGAGGACGUUGAUGUUGAGGCAGUCCUGAAUCCUGUCGGGAAGAUCGCGAUGGAUGGGCUCCUGGGGAAGAAAGCUAUCUUCAACCUCAGGGACUUGGAACCGAUUCAGGACGGUAUCAACCUGUUGUUGGAGCUUGGCAUCUUGAGGUCAGGGUCAAAGUCACUUGACAUCAUGGCACCAUCAAGUUUGCUCUUCUCUCACACAACAAUGCAGGAGUUUGUAGCGGGGAGGUAUCUAGCCACACAGCUGCCACAAGAUGGUCCCCACGAGCAUCUGCCAUUCAACACAGUCAAAGAUGCCCUGGCACUUGAGAAUGUCAUCCUGUUUGCCUGUGGUACAGCAGCAAUCGCAGGAAAAGUCAUCCUGUCUCAUCUGGCAAAGAUAUAUGCAGAUGAGCUCCAAGAGCACGAAGAAGCCUACUACCAUGAGCAGCUGCCGACUGCGGAGUUUGAAGAGUUCAGAAGCUUCGUAGUCCUCUGUCUCAGGUGUCUGUAUGAAAGCCCUAUCAGAAAGGAGCUGUGUCAGAGCUGCAUGCUGGACUUUCUGUCCAGACGGGUGAGGUUAGAUUGGAUGGGUGUGCCCUCACAGGAGAGUGUUGCCCUGCAAUGUUUCCUGUGUCUUACAGCCACGGAGGGGCCCAAAAGUGCUGUAACCGACCUUACACUGUCAUUCCACGAUUACUCCCUCAAGAAACCAGAGUACCUGUUCAACAUUCUUCACUAUGUCCCCCACUUGAAGAACCUCACCGUACACCUGGGGAGCUGUUUGGAGAAAGAAUGCGAAGACCUGAGUCUUCUAGACCAGCCGCUGGGCUGUCUUCGAGAACUGUGCUCUGUCCACAUCACCGGGGAUGCCAGACGGUUCACUGGGUUAUCUUUUGCCUUCCUGAAACCAUCCGAGAGCUUCACCAGCAUCACUAUGCAAGAUGUACAGUUGGGAGGGAGGUUAGCAAGGGUGGCAGCUAACUUCAAGUACCUCCCGUGCCUUACCACGUUAAAGCUACAAGACUGCGGGCUGAGUGGAGAGGACGUGACGGCCAUGUCUGAAUACCUGUACCACGUCCCCCUGGAAGAGUUGGAUGUGUCCUUCAAUGAGCUGGGUAACGAGCUCUCUUCCCUUGUCAACAAGUUGGUGGAUCUGCCCUCACUCAGGAUCCUCAGUCUGUGCGACGUGUCACCCACAUUCAGCACCAUCGAGGCAAUUGGCAAAGCACUCAAACACAUGAAUCAACUGGAGGAACUGUACCUGGCUCAAAAUGAGGUCGAUGCCUGGAACUAUCGAGGGUGUUGGGAAGACUUGGUUCAGAAUGUUUGCUACCUGCCGAAGCUGAGGGUGGUGGACGUCAGUCGCUGUCUGAUCGGCUCACACAACAUCGCGCUCCUCAUCAAGAGUCUCAUCCAAACCAUGGUCCAGGUCAUCAACAUCGCCUACAACGAAGCCACCAACGAAACAAUGGAAGCCAUUGAAGAAAACUUGGUGCAGUUGCCAUACUUGAAAACUCUGAAUGUCAGCGGGAAUGAGAUCUCCUUCCACGGCAUCUACUACUUCGGUAAAGCUCUCCACCAAGCGAGAAACCUGACAAACCUCAAUGUAAGCUACAAUGAGCUUGCUGACGUGGCAGUUGCCGAUCUGGCAGGGCGACUGCACCAAGUUGCUGGCACUUUGCGAUCGUUGGACAUCAGCAGUAACCCUAUCACAGAGGAGGGCCUGAAGAACUUUGCCAGCAGCAUGGAACCGAUGCUCGCACUGCGACAGCUGAACAUGUCAGGGGCAGGGUGGCAGUCAUUCCACCUGAGCAACGAAGCUGCACUGGUCAUUGCACAGCUUCUCGGCCGUCUGCCAAGCUUGGUGAGGCUGGAGCUGAGGUGGAUCACCAUGCAGCAAGACGGCUUCCAAGCUGUGGUCAGGGCCGCCAUGAAGCACCCAAAGCUACAGGAGCUGUGGUAUUGCCGGGAGAAAGUCCCCAGAGGAACUGAAGCCUUGGUAGUGGAGGCAAAAAAGCUACUACACUUUGAAGAUGCAAACUGAAGGUUUUUUCUUGUUUCUCCAAAUUUCUCAGGAUAGGCAAUCGCUAACAACCAUCAUCUUUGAAAUAGAAGACAGAAUUUAGAGUGUACUGCUUUGUUCUGUAGUGGUGACUAGAGAAGUGUUGUGAGUUUAAAGAAACUGACAAUCAUUCAUAAGCCAACGAGUUUGUAAGAAUACCCAGAUAUUGCUGCACAUUGAGGUUUUAGACUUGCUAGCUAUAUAGAUAGUGGGAUAUCUUAGGUUAGAUUUGAGGUAGACUUCAAUAUUGUAGUAAUAAUUGAAUGUGUACAUACAUGUAAAAGUUGAUUGUCAUGCUAUACUGAGGACAAUAUUGUCCUAACAUAAGUGUGCAACAGUCUUCCUAAAUUCACAGUUUCAGUAAUUGCUUAUCAAAGGUGGAAAUUCCUCAAUUAUUCUACAUUCACCAUGUGAUAUUUAUGCUUAUUUAUGCCUAAAUCUAUUUAUGUCUAAUUGCAGUAAAAAUGGAACAGAAUCAAUCAAGUAGUGGUAGCUAUAAUUUAUUUGAAUGAAGGUAGUUACAUUUACAUUAUAAUUGCUGAGUCAAUCUGUAAAGGUUUUAGAUACUAGAAGUUUAUAGAAAGUUUUGGGUACUUUGGUUGGAUAAGCAGUUUGACAUUUAAUCAUGCAGUUCAAUUGUACAGAGAAGCUGAAAGCAAAUGACUGAUGUGUACAGGUGGUACAAUAUAGAUAAAUGGUAAGAUAAUCCAGGGCUCGAAAUACUUUUUCCUGCAUAUGUGCACUGGUGCAGGUAACAUUGAAAAUUACCUGCACCAGACAGAUUUUACCUGCACUACUCAGAAUUUUGCAAGUACAUGUAUGAACAGUACUGAAUACUGUUCAGAAACCACUACCAUUAUUUCCUUUACACUUCGUAGGUGUUCACAUUUAAUACAGCUAAUGAAAAUAAACAUGAACCUAUGUGCGUAUCAGAAAUACCUGCACAGCCACAAUUUUUUUACCUGCACUAAGGUGCCGAUGCACCCAGUAUUUCGAGCCCUGUAAUUUAAGUCGUAACAUGUGCUCCAGAACUCCAAAGAAUGAUGGACAUUUCAGGAUCUUUUAGUAAUUUUUAUGCUUGUGUGAAAAAGUGUCAACAUACCUUAUGUAUUGAUUUGUUAUUUAUUUGUUGAUUCAAGAAAUGACAACCGCUUCUUCCGUGUCAUCAUGUGUAUGUUGUACUAUUAAUAGUUUACAUGUACAAGGAAACAAAAGGCUACAAACAAACUGCCAUAUGUAAUUUACAUACAUGAUUAUGAGAUUUUUAUUACUAAACUCAAACUUUGCUUUUAUUGACUGAACAUGAUAACCAAUAUGGCUCCACAAUUUAAUUAUUGUCAUUGAGACAACUAAAAAAAAUCGUUAAAUGACAUUAACAUUGAGUUAUAAGUCUGUUUACAAAUCAUCAAAUCCCCAAGGACAAAAAUUAUAAGACUAGGUGAUGAUUGGGUAAAAGGUUUCUUCGUCACAACCAUAAGACACCAAGCCAAAAUUAGAUAUUCACUAUAAAAAGGGUUUUGGAGUUAACCUUGAAUUGCAAUGUAGGAUUGUACCAAUGUAGGUUAUAUUUUAACCCUUUCAAUAACUGUACAUAUACAUGAUGAGACAAAAUUAAAUACAUAUGUAGUGUGUCAACUGGCCACACCAAUUUAUUUUCAUGGUUCUUGAAGAUCUGCAGGAAAACAUGGAAUGAGUGGGAAAAUUUGAAAACGAUAAUAAAACAUGCUUGGACAUUC